Mucor mucedo is the source of this 711-nucleotide messenger RNA. RefSeq lists its product as uncharacterized. Bases 1 to 711 code for a protein of 236 amino acids. The transcript is spliced from 3 exons. The record is from RefSeq and is a predicted model, not a curated record. NCBI's taxonomy places the organism in Eukaryota, Fungi, Mucoromycota, Mucoromycetes, Mucorales, Mucoraceae.
AUGUCAAAUCAAAGCAUUGUUUUAACGACAGAAUUUAUUUGUAGGGAAUUGUCUAAUUACGCCGAUGAGGUAGUUCAAUUUAAAGGAUCCGUAGCCGAAUAUGACUUGUGGUUCCCAAACGGCCCCAAGCUUGAUGAAGCCAAAACAAUUAAAAAUGUUAAAUGUUUUGUUUGUAAUCAUGCUGGAAAGCCACGUACACAUACCAAGCCUACAAAUAGCGAUGAUAGACCUGCCAAAAAAUCCCGCAUUUAUAGUCUAUCAAUCAAAGUUGGCUGUACCGCAAAAUUCAGAUACAAAGAAAUGCUCAACGGCCAGGUAGAGGUGUCCUAUUCUCGGGAGCAUAAAAACCAUAAUCCAUUAGAUACUUCCGACAUUGGCAAAUCGAAACUCACAAAGGAUUUCAAGGUUGAAUUUCCACACAUGUUGACAAAACAUGGAUUGCAAAUCUAUCAAGCCAUGAACAAACGGAUGACACAACCGCAUGAAGGAAAGAUAAUCGAUCUUUUGUCUGCUUUAACUCGUUUAUACACAUACGUUGUUGCUGAUUUAGGGUCUAAUAACAAUAUCCCUACCUAUUAUCUCACCCCUUCCUAUUUAUUAUCACUUCCCAAAGUUGAUACACCAAUUUCAGUUGAAGUAGUUGUUGAAUUAUAUCCUCGUGGAUCUGGUAGUUCGUCAGCCGAAAAUACCUGUACGACAUCCGCAACAUGA